AUGAUGAGCCGCGGCAAGCUGGGACGGGCUUUUGUCGGUGACGUCUUCAAUUUCGCCGAUAUUAAUUGCCGUGAUGCUCGCGGGCUUGCUCGACGGCAGAUCCGCGCAUGUUUCCGCGCCGGAUGCGAACAAUGGCGCGGUACCGGGGAACGCGGAUCGUUGGAUCGUUGGAUCGCCGGUGGAACGGAAACGGGGCUGAUUCAUCGUUUGGAAAGCCAAGUCGGAUCGCCGGCCGCGUUCCUUCUUAGACUAGCUUUGGCCUUUGAAAACAGUUCUGUUGCGCAAACGCGUGACGCAAAAGGCGGGCAGAUCGGUCGGAUAGACCCGAAGGGGGGAAUAAUCGGGUCGUGUGCCGGAUACUCCGUGGCGGCGGUGAACCAAAACAAUGCGUCGACUGCUCGUUCCUUGUCCCUUGUGCCAGGUGAACGCGACAAGUCGCGAUCGUUUGACGUCAGCCGGCCUCUGGAAUGGCACACGGAAUGAUCGGAUGAUUAAUUGGCGAAUGGUCGACUGUGAAAGUGGCUAAUUUGAUCACGUGGGCGUGAACCGGGGGAGAUCCGGAUUGUCUCGUACGGAGAUAUGCCGCGUUGACGGCUCGAUGAUGGACGGGAACGAUAAGAUCUCAGUUACGUGGCUAAAUAGGAAGCGUACGUUUUUUUCGGGAAAUAAGCUUGACGCGGAGGAGGACACGAAGUAGUUAAAUUCUGAUAGUUAUUCAAAUAUCUAAGAGGUGAAACAAUGUUCCCUUUCUUUUUGGUAUUUUGACACUUCAAUCAUUUGCGUGAAUUAUUUCUGGUGGCGAAUGAUAUUUUAUACUUUCUUUGACGAGACUAUAGGAAUUGUUUUCUUCGAUCGUACAGGCUUUUGUUGCAGAAACGUUAUGAUGAAUAAAUAAGAUUUAGUUUGGGAUCACACGAUAAAAAUAACGUCUAUUAUUAACUUUUAAAGGGUCUUUUAAUUUUAGUUUGAUAAUUAAAGUUUAUGUUUAAUUUGUAUCAAAUUGCCAAAGGGAGAUAGAAUUUCCCCCGCGUCGUUUGGAAACGUAACGAGAUACUAGAGAAUUAUGUAAACCUUCAAAUAAUCUCGACACAUAAUAUUAAUAUUAAUUUAAAAUUACAAGGUGGUCACUUGAGGAUUGAAGAACAUAUAAUAAACGAAAGAUGA
Heterotrigona itama is the source of this 1164-nucleotide messenger RNA. NCBI's taxonomy places the organism in Eukaryota, Metazoa, Arthropoda, Insecta, Hymenoptera, Apidae. The record is from the annotation of a GenBank genome assembly.